ACUACAAUGGCUUCAUCCAGGAUGCCGACACCACCGCCCAUGGACUCGUUGUGUCCUAUGGCCGAAAAUUGGUGCUACACUCAGGUUGUGAAAGUGGUAAAAUUUUCGUACAUAUGGACUAUAAAUAACUUCAGUUUCUGCCGAGAGGAGAUGGGCGAGGUCCUCAAAAGUUCCACAUUCUCUGCCGGGGCCAAUGAUAAAUUAAAAUGGUGUCUAAGGGUGAAUCCAAAAGGCCUCGAUGAAGAAAGUAAAGACUACCUAUCUCUCUAUCUCCUCCUAGUUUCAUGCAACAAAGCGGAAGUAAGGGCAAAGUUUAAAUUCUCGAUUCUCAAUAAUAAGAGGGAGGAGACUAAAGCUAUGGAAAGCCAAAGAGCGUACAGGUUCGUGCAAGGGAAGGAUUGGGGAUUCAAGAAAUUUAUAAGGAGAGAUUUCUUGAUGGAUGAGACGAAUGGCUUGCUACCUGAGGAUAAAUUAACCAUCUUUUGCGAGGUAAGUGUUGUGGGUGAGACGGUGAACGUCACGGGCCAGUCGAGUUUGAUGCCGGUAAAAGUUCCUCACUGUCACAUGAGUGAGGACCUUGGCCUCCUAUUUGAGAGGUCUCAAUUCAGCGACACCACCCUCCACGUUCAGGACAAACAGUUCCCGGUUCACAAAGCCAUACUGGCCGCUCGCUCCGUCGUCUUCAACGCUAUGUUCGAACAUGAAAUGGAGGAGAGGAAACAAAACCGCGUCGAGAUAACAGACGUCGACCAAGAUGUCCUGUACGAAAUGCUGAGGUACAUUUACACUGGCAAGGCUCCUAAUUUAAAUAAAAUGGCCGAUGAACUGCUGGCCGCCGCCGAUAAGUACGCCCUUGACCGGUUAAAAGUGAUGUGUGAGGAGGCCCUGUGCAGCAACCUGAGUGUUGAUAAUGUGUCUGACAUCUUCGUUCUUGCCGACUUGCACAGUGCUGAGCAGUUGAAAACGCAUGCGAUUGAUUUUAUAAAUGGCCACGCAACCGACGUCAUGGAGACGACCGGGUGGAAGGAUAUGGUACUGGCACAUCCGCAUUUAGUGGCUGAGGCAUUUAGGGCCCUAGCCAGCCAGCAGAGCCCGCCCCCUGAAAGACCCAAAAAAAGAGCCAAGAUAGUGUAGAUAGCGUUUAUUUUAAAGUUACUUAUUUUAUUAUGUAAUUGUUUUCUUUUUUUAAAUGUACUUUUUUGUUCAUUUUUGUUUUCUUUGAUUUGAUUU
This is a messenger RNA of Helobdella robusta, 1230 nucleotides long. RefSeq lists its product as hypothetical. Gene Ontology annotation, molecular function: ubiquitin protein ligase binding. Gene Ontology annotation, biological process: regulation of proteolysis; proteasome-mediated ubiquitin-dependent protein catabolic process. Gene Ontology annotation, cellular component: nucleus; cytoplasm. The coding region runs from base 7 to 1134 and encodes 375 amino acids. The transcript has 9 exons. Lineage: Eukaryota; Metazoa; Annelida; Clitellata; Rhynchobdellida; Glossiphoniidae. The record is from RefSeq and is a predicted model, not a curated record.